Messenger RNA from Salvia splendens (bonfire salvia), 1848 nucleotides. RefSeq names its product glutamate--cysteine ligase, chloroplastic. Lineage: Eukaryota; Viridiplantae; Streptophyta; Magnoliopsida; Lamiales; Lamiaceae. The transcript is spliced from 16 exons. Bases 163 to 1746 code for a protein of 527 amino acids. Gene Ontology annotation, biological process: glutathione biosynthetic process. Gene Ontology annotation, molecular function: glutamate-cysteine ligase activity. The record is from RefSeq and is a predicted model, not a curated record.
UCAUUGCACCCCGUGCCUCCUCCGCCAUUCUUUUCAUCUUUUCAGUCUCUGCUUGGUGCUUACUAAAUUCUUAUUCUACUGAAAAAUCAAACACGCCAACUUCAUUGUAGAGGACUCGUGUUUCUUGUUCUGUUUAUCUGAAGCCGAUUCAAGCUUCCAGCCAUGACAUUGAUGUCCCAUCCUGGUUCAUCUCACAGCAUUCAUUCUGAGGUUAUACAGUGUAAAACAAGGUGGAAUGGAGUUAAUAGAUUUUCCAAAACAGUUGACUCAGCCCGAAGAAAUGAAACCUCCUUAGGUAUGCGGUCCCCUUUGUGGAGUUCCCUGAAGGUGAAACCAAGCUCAAGUUCUUUUGGCAUUGGAGUGCGAUGGAGGCAAGAGCGCCAGGUAACUGUUGCUGCAAGUCCUCCUACAGAAGAUGCUGUUAUCUCAACCGAGCCACUUACAAAAGAAGAUCUCGUAGCUUACCUUGCUUCGGGUUGCAAGCCUAAGGAAAACUGGAGGAUAGGCACUGAACAUGAAAAGUUUGGGUUUGAGAUUGGAUCAUUAAACCCCAUGAGAUAUGAACAGAUAGCAGAGCUUCUUAACGUUAUAUCUGAGAGAUUUCACUGGGAUAAAAUAAUGGAAGGUGAAAACAUUAUUGGACUCAAGCAAGAUAAACAAAGUAUCUCGCUUGAGCCUGGUGGCCAAUUUGAGCUUAGUGGUGCGCCCCUUGAAACUCUGCAUCAAACUUGUGCUGAAGUCAAUUCUCAUCUUUAUCAGGUUAAGGCUGUUGCAGAGGAGAUGGGGAUUGGAUUUUUAGGAAUUGGCUUCCAGCCCACGCGGGGACGAGAAGACAUACCAAUAAUGCCCAAGGGAAGAUAUGUAAUUAUGAAGAAUUACAUGCCCAAAGUUGGGUCACUGGGACUUGAUAUGAUGUUUAGAACAUGUACCGUCCAGGUGAACCUGGAUUUUGAUUCUGAAGCUGAUAUGAUAAGGAAGUUCCGAACUGGUCUUGCCUUACAGCCUAUAGCUACAGCAUUAUUUGCAAAUUCACCAUUCACUGAAAGGAAACCAAAUGGCUAUCUUAGCAUGAGAAGCCAAAUAUGGACAGACACCGACAAUAACCGAGCUGGAAUGCUCCCUUUUGUCUUUACGACUCCUUUGGGUAUGUUUGAACAGUACGUAGAAUAUGCUCUUGACGUCCCAAUGUACUUUGUCUAUCGGCAGAAAAAGUAUAUUGAUUGUGCUGGAAUGUCCUUCCGGGACUUUUUGGCUGGAAAACUUCCUUGUCUUCCAGGUGAAUAUCCAACUCUUAACGAUUGGGAGAAUCAUUUAACAACAAUAUUCCCAGAGGUUAGGCUUAAAAGAUACUUGGAGAUGAGGGGUGCUGAUGGAGGACCUUGGAGGCGACUAUGUGCCCUACCUGCAUUUUGGGUUGGUCUCUUGUAUGAUGAGGUCUCUCUACAAAAUGUUCUGGACAUGACAGCAGAUUGGACUCCAGAGGAAAGACAAAUGCUUAGAAAUAAGGUCCCAAAGAGUGGGCUAAAGACGCCAUUUCGGGAUGGCCUGCUGAAGCAUGUCGCACAAGAAGUUGUCAAAUUUGCUAAGGAUGGCUUGGAAAGAAGAGGUUACAAGGAAACUGGAUUUUUAAAUGAGGUGACUGAAGUUGUUAAUACAGGUAUAACUCCAGCUGAAAAACUCCUUGCUCUGUACCAUGAGAAGUGGGGACAAAGUGUAGAUCCUGUAUUUGAUGAGUUGCUCUACUAGAGUUCGUCCGAAAAUAUCAUGCUUCUCAGCGCACCUCUUUCAAGGUGAACCCCGAACAGAAAAAGUUAGGAUUAGUUCUGAUGAAGAUAUCUUACUCUUAAG